AUGCCCUCAACUGAAACAAUCAGAAGCAGACAGUCAAUUGUGUCAGAAAACGCACCAUAUUUGGGAAUUUUCACAACUCUAGCCAGUUACAAAGAGAAGCAGCUAAAGGAACUAUUUGCGACAACUGUAUCACCUGUAAAGUCGUCUACUGAAGCCAUUCUAUUGCCAGAUUACGUAAAGGAUUCAUCCCCAAGUUUGGGCAAAGAAAGAGUAGAUAAAACUAGCGGGUUUUCAACUGACAGUGUCGACAGCUUUGCUGAGCCAACAACAACAGUAUCACCAUUGAAAGGCGGGUUUCUUUACAGCCACCUGAAAAAUCGUCUUCAAGUGAGCACCACUGCUGACUACGAUCAAACUACGGCCGAUCUCUCCACACCAGCGACUAGCGUUGAGGAUAUAACUGACUCGGCGUUUCCCUCUAAUGAACGUUUUCCCAAGCAGAGUGAGCUCAACAGCAACAGCGAGUCCAGCACAACUUCCUCAAGGAAAAAAGGCCCUGAUUUCUCCUCUCAAGCAGUGACCACAUCAGCCAAUAUUGAAAGUAUUGUGGUCACUCCACUUGAAAUCGCCUCAUCAUCGAUUACCACUACCAGCUCUAGCAACAUUGACGACAUUGGUCUUGUGACCACAGGCACCAACUGGAGUCCUGAAAGUGCUGAAAUCCAGAGCACUACAGUGAAAAGCAGUCUAGCGGAGAUUGUCAAGGGCGAAUCAUCGGUGAGUGAGCAAGAAGAGGUGGCCACUGAAAACCCAACCAAGCAGUUUAUUAGAGAGCUAAUUGCCCUCAAGGAGCGACAGGGCACACUGAGCACCGGUGCAAACAGUACUGCUCUUUCCUCUUCUUCUGAGCCGUCUUCAUUCACUUCAGGGUCACCCCUGACCACAGCCAGCAGCAUUAGUAGUGAUGCGGAUGAAACGCACACUAGCAUAUCAGUGGAGGUGAACACUCGCAGUUCCAUCUCCUCGCAAGGGCCAUUGUUUUUCUUCUUCACCACUACCCGCCUGCCUGCAGUUGAUGAUGAUGUCGAUGUGGUGGUCACUGAAUCUAGUUCAAAUGUAGGCGCCGUAGUUCCCACUGAACCGACAUUUGAAAGAGAAAACCGAAUGCUUCCGUUUGCAUUCUACAAUAACCAGGCGGUCGGUAAACCAGUCGAUGAGGGCCAUUUUGUGUCCAGUUUUCAGGAUUUUUAUUCCGAUACAGACAUAUUCAAAGGAAUGAUGCCAGUUUACGUGUCUAAAAUCACAAACAUGACAAACAACGUUGAGAUGAAUAGCUACUGGCUUGGCAACAAUAAUGUCAAAUAA
Messenger RNA from Rhagoletis zephyria (snowberry fruit fly), 1305 nucleotides. Lineage: Eukaryota; Metazoa; Arthropoda; Insecta; Diptera; Tephritidae. The record is from RefSeq and is a predicted model, not a curated record.